GUGUUACAUCUUUAAUAUUUCUACUUUUAGCCAGAGUUCGAGGUGUUAUUAUAGACCUUGCUGUAAGUAACAUCCUACCUCUCUAUCUAGAAUUAGUUGUCAUGUUAUCUUAACGGCUUAAGCAAUGAGUCAAGUGUGGCUUAUUAUUUUAAAAUUUUAAUUUCAGCUUUUUUCCGAGGAUGAAACUAUUGGUCACUACAGGAUAUGCAUGCAGAUUUUUGGGUUUGUCUUAUUUUGCUUUCUUUACACCACUCUUUCAGCUUGUACUAAAAUAUAGUAUGACCCACUAAGGUACAUAAAAGAAAAAACAAUGACUGCUUUCAGCUUUAAAGAUGCACUAUCUUUAUAUCUUCAUCUGUAAGGAAUAAUACUUCCUUCACCUAAAAAUUUAACAAAUUCAAUAAUUGAAAUCACUUUGCAUGAAAAACAGAGUAAAGCUCCACAUCAUUCUACAUUAAAGUACUGAAAAACCACCACUCAAUUUAAAGUUGAUAUGAUACUUAAAAAAUGUGGACUAUACUUGUAUAUAUAUGCAUAAACCCAUAUACAAUAAGAUUAAGAAAUUAAAUUCACAAAUCACAAAGAAAUCAAAGUUGUUAAGAGUAUAUUUGAUCAUAGAAUAAUGUAUGUUACAAGGGGUCUGUCAUUAUACAGGAAAGACCCAAGCUCCUUGUCUAUUAGGCCACCAGAUUAUGCACCAAAUACUGGUGUGUUAGUUAUUACUGAUGAUUUAACAGAAGAACAGGAUACUUACUGUUGGGGUGUUUGUGAUUAUAAGAGGGUUAAGACUUUACCCUUCCCUCAGAACAAGAUGCUGUCAAUUGUUCAUUCGUCAGACAUCAGAGAUCCUACUGUCACUAAGGUUUGGUUCCUCCCGGUUGUUGGUGAGCCGCUGUCUGCUCAUAGGUACUACAUUAUACGCGCUAAAGGCCAUCACAAAGGGAAAGCAUGCACAAGCUCAAAAAAGUCAGACAUAUGCUCAUGCUGCUGCUACUCUGACUUUAUAAACGAUAUAAAACCGAGGCCAUUUGAUUACAGAGACAUAUACCAACAGUUUGAGAUCCGUCGUUACCAUGGUGGUGGCUUCUAUGCUAAGUCUGUAGCUUAUGAUGGAGUUCCUCCACGAUUCUUACGGAAAAAAGGGUGGGAGGUAAGAGUUUAUCGUUCUAUUCGAGGAAAAAUACACGAUGCAUUAGGCCUUGAUGAGUCUGUCCAAGCAUCUCUUCCUCCUCCUCCAUCUUAUCCUCUGCCACCUCAGAAUCAACAUGCUGCAGUUAUUGUAGGACGAUGGUAUAGCCCCUUCUUGUUUCUUAGGGAAGAGGCAAAGUUGUGGCGACAUAUGAAGAAAUCGAUGUUCUAUGAGAUCACUCUCGAGCAAUAUUGGGAAGAGAUAUACUCGCAGCCAAAUAGGGGUAAUGAAGAGGAUGACACCAUUGUCAUAGACGCGAUGGUUAAAAGAGAAGAGGUAUUACUCUAUGGCUCGGAAGCCACAAUAGAAGUGAAACCUAUGCUAGGAUUUGUUUGUUUCACAGUGCCUAACAAUUCAGGCAAUGGAAAUAAGGUGAGGUUGGGGAUGGGAUUGGCGGUGUUCGAUGCCAUGAGAGGGAUACAAAUGGAAAGGGGGUGGAUGGAAAAUCAAGAAGAUGAUGUGAGAGUGGAGAGAGUUGAAGAGAUUGGAAGGAGGAGAAGAGAGAAUAUGAAAUGGAAAAGGUUUGGGUGUUAUGUUUUGGUGGAGAGCUUUUUGGUUAGGAGGAUUGAUGGGAUUUUGAUAAUGAAGUAUAACUUCAAGCAUACACAUAAGAUACAAUGUAAAUGGGAUUGACUUGUAAUCUUUUGUAAAAAUGUCAAAAUUGUGCAUAGAGUUUGAUUAAUAAUGUAUACAAAAAACAUGUAUGCGUGGUGUUUUAAACUAUAUUUCUCGUACUUGGUUACUUUCAUUCUUAUAAUAAGCUCUAUUUACCUUUGA
This is a messenger RNA of Chenopodium quinoa (quinoa), 1966 nucleotides long. RefSeq lists its product as uncharacterized. The transcript is spliced from 3 exons. The record is from RefSeq and is a predicted model, not a curated record. NCBI's taxonomy places the organism in Eukaryota, Viridiplantae, Streptophyta, Magnoliopsida, Caryophyllales, Amaranthaceae. Bases 623 to 1822 code for a protein of 399 amino acids.